This is a messenger RNA of Onychostoma macrolepis, 6185 nucleotides long. RefSeq names its product NEDD4 binding protein 2 (gene n4bp2). The record is from RefSeq and is a predicted model, not a curated record. Lineage: Eukaryota; Metazoa; Chordata; Actinopteri; Cypriniformes; Cyprinidae. The transcript has 16 exons. Gene Ontology annotation, molecular function: ubiquitin binding. Bases 111 to 5258 code for a protein of 1715 amino acids.
UCUUCUCCGCUGAGAGUUGUUCGUCUGGUUUUGUUCAUACUUUCCUUCCUCUAGUAAAACUUGUAAACAGUGGAUUUGUCGUAGGUGUCUUGUGAACGGGUCACAGCAGAAUGCCAAAGAAAAAGAAAAACGGACUGAGUCCCUCUCGAGCCCCGUUGUAUGCGGCUGAAUACGGGAGCGGAUCCGAGAGUCGAGCACACGGGGCAAACGGACCUUUUGUGACCCGGCCGGACUCAUCAUAUGAUAACUUUGGAUCCACGCAGUUCAGGAGCGGUCAGCUGGAAUUUCAAAGCAGAAACGAAAUGAUCCAGAGCAUGCAGGAGAUGUUUUCACAUCUGGAUCCAGAAGUCAUUUACAUGGUGCUCUCAGAAGCAGAUUUUAAAGUGGACAAUGCGAUGGAUUCCCUUUUGGAGCUGUCAGAUGCUGCUGAGGUCAUAGCUCCACCCCCUCCUCCUGUCUCAGGCUUUGAGCAGGCAGCCGCUCUCCUGGCAACAAACACCACUCAAGCAGAUCCCCUCAGUGGAACGGCGCAGAGCUUCACCUUUGCAAACCAGCCUGCAUCUCAAGCAGAGUUUAGUCCUACCGAAACACACCUGACAGAAGAGUUUGAUGCUCUCAUAGAUAAGGAACUUCAAACAUUGACGUCACAGCAGUCAAAAACUAGCUCGCAUCCUCUGAUGUCCUCCAUACCGCUGUCUUCUCUGCCCCCUCCUUCUCAAUCGAUCCCUCUCUCCUCGCUGCCUUUUACACCCCAGACUCAGCUUCCAGCUCCUCCAACUUUACCAGAGCAGGCUGAGCAGGCCUCUUACUCUGACCCCGGGCUCAGUGAGGCCCGUGGCGGUAGUUCACCCAUGAAUGAAUUAAGUUUUGGUGGGGUUCAUAUCCCUGAGACCAACACCUUAUCUCUUGACUUUAGUCACCUAACGCUGGAGGCCAGCUCUACUGAACCACGGCCCUCAGCCUUCCAGGUUUACCGUAGACCUGACCAACUCCGUAACCACGCAGUGGCAAAGCAGCAUCAAGAAGCACUCCGCACUCCCGCCAUGUUCUGGAACACUCAGGCUGCUGAGUUUCAUCCUCACGCUGUGGGGCCAACCUUCAUUACACCUGUCAUUCCUAACCCCACACCUUGGAGCACUAAUCCCAUCACUGCUUCUCAGUGGUUGGCUCAUGGACCUAUCAGACAAGCACCUCUGAAACCUUCUGCGACUGUACCGGAGUCAUGGACUCUGCCCCCCAGGAACAGACUCAGAUUGGAAGGGCAGUUGUUGGUGUUACUUAGAGGGGCUCCUGGAUCAGGCAAAACCACCCUUGCCAAUGCUAUGUUGGCGCAGAACCCUGGAGGAGUUGUUUUAAGCACUGAUGAUUAUUUUACUCGAAAUGGACAGUACCAUUUUGAGCCAAAUUUACUAGGAGAGGCCCACGAGUGGAAUCACCAGAGAGCAAAAGAGGCUUUUGAAAAAGGACAGUCACCCAUCAUAAUAGACAACACCAAUAUGCAAUGUUGGGAGAUGAAACCAUACAUUGCCAUGGCACAGAAACACAGAUAUAAGGUGCUGUUUCGUGAGCCAGAUACCUGGUGGAAAACUAAACCCAGAGAGCUGGAGAAGCGCACAAGGCAUCAAGUAACAAAGGAGAAAAUCCGACGCAUAUUAGAACGGUAUGACCGAUUUGUCUCUGUCCAGAGCAUCAUGAAUUCACAAAGACCAGAACUAAUGACAAGUGUUGUGGAUUCGUCACAAACAGAGACUGAGCAACCCCAGCAAUCUUUACACCCUGGCCUCAGUCAUCCUGAUCUUGUUGGUGACUCUGGGUUGAGCAAACUCAAAACAAACCUUUCCUCAUCUUUCCCCGAUGUGUCCUCUGUUAGCCAGACUUACAGUACCAUAUCUGCAGGUGAGGAAGAAGGUGAAAUGGGCUCCUACAGUUCCAAGGAAUCUGUCUUGUUCCAUGAGAAUAUUCUGGAAGGGUUUGGAACUCCUCAGUCUGAUCUUCUUGAUACUGAAGGGUUAGACUUGGAGCUAGAUGCCUGCCUUGUGGACACGGAAAAAGAUUUGGGAAAUUUGAGUAGCAGGACAACUGAAGAAUUUGUAGUGUCAGCGCAUGAAAAGUUUCUGGAGCCGCCUGUGGCAUUUUCAGAGUCCAUUGCUCAGCGUGUGAGGAGGGACAGAGUAAAAGAUAGAAAUGCGCUAGGAACUAGUGCCAUUGAUCAACCUGUGAACUUUGACCCCAGUGUUGACUCUCCAGCGCAAGAUAAGGAGGAGGGAUGUGAAGGCGAGACUCUUUCUGAAGACAAAGCAGUGCGGCCAGAGCUGUUGGAUUUUGUUGGGGACUGGCCACUGGAAUCUCAAUGUCAGCGUGAAGGAAGACGUCAGAAUUCAAAGAAUAAUACUGUUAAGAACACUGUUUUGGAAUCCAGUGUUGUUGAACACAAAGAUAACACUUCUGCUGAUGAAGACAAACAUUCUGAUACUGAUAAUAUGAAUACAGUUGAAUUUCAAAAACUUGUAGAUCUACUGCAAUGUGGAAUAAACUCUUCUCCAGGUUUUUACCAGGGUCCAGCUCAAAGUAAAGAGACUACUCUGAAUUCCCUUUCCUUUGGUGGAAAAGAGGGUAACAUGAACCUGGAGACUGUGGUUUGGCCUGAACUUCCUGACUGUGUGCUGGAGAGAACGUUCUCGGAGUGCACUGACCCAUGCAAGGAUUACUCUAAUUCAAGUCCAUCAAAACAGAGAGCAGACCCAACUGAGCAGUCUAAUCAGGUGUCUGCUGAGAAGAACACACAGGAUGAGGUUGAGCAGGAGGACAAUGUGUUGUCAGAAGAUAAAUGCAGAUUGAGCCCAAAUGUCCAAGAAACUCUGUGCUCAAAGGUUGCCGUAGACUCAGAGAGCAGUAUGGAAAGACGAAGAGGGCUUAGCCGAAGAGUGGGGAAAUCUUGUAAACUGGCUCUCACCUUCACCAAUCAAAGCCCUUCAUCACCUUGCUCACAAUCUCCAGUUGUUUCACAUCUGCAUCCUGAUCUUACACCUACAGAGCAGCCACCUUCAUUGCCUGUGGAGUCAUGUUCCAGUGCCUCAACCCAGACACAACCUCAGGACUUUGCCUUGCUUUGGCGAAUUGACCAGAAGAAAUGUUCUGUAUUAGACUCUGAUUUAUCUAGUUGUGGUGUGUUUGUUUUGGAGGGAAACUCUUCGCAUUUCACGCCAAAAACAAGUGAACAGGAGUCUGCCUGCCAGCAGGGAGUGCCAUACCGUGUGGUCCAUGAGAAGAGUUCUCAGGUAGAAGAGAAUGACUUUAGAGAAUCUAACUCUAAAAAGCAAAACCUUGAGAUUCUGAGCCGCCAUUUCAGACGUGUCUCCAUUGAUAUUCUGGAAGACCUUUAUGAGAAGUGCCAUCAAGAUAUCGAGUGGACAACCAACUUGUUACUAGAUUCCGGAGAACGACUGUAUAAAGAAAAUGAUGAGGGAGAUGAUGAUUUGGUUCCUGUGGAAGAGUCAUGUAAAUCAUCUAUAGAACCAUCAGAAACUGUGAUGGGCUCAGAAAGUGUCCAGGCUAGACCUGUAUUGUCUGAUGACUCCAGCAACGGUUCAGGAAGUAGCAUCAGUCUCAAGUCCCAAGAAACUAACCUUAGUGACGUUAGCCAAGCUGAUGAUGAUUGGACUCCGGGUCAAAGUUCACAAAGUGAAGCUGAAGGAUCUGAUGAGGCAAGCAUGACAAAGGAGAAAUGUGAGCCCAAAACUUCCUUUGGAGCAUUAAAACAGCCGACAGAAGGCACUGAAGUACAACUGGAGGUUAUGGCAGCUAAUGAGCAACAGACAGACAACACAGGUCAGCAAGUUCCAGUUCAGGAAGAGGCAUUAAUGACAGAAGGUGAGAAAGUUCAAUGCCUGGAGGAAGCAUUGAAGGAAUGGAGUGAAGAGGAGGCAGGAGAGAAGGAAAAGGAGGAUGAUGAGACAAGAGCAGAGGUGAAUGCCAUAACGCAGUCACUGCUGUGUCAGAUUGACGAAAUGGAGCGCGAAGAGAGGAAGGAACGAGAAAGGGAAAGAAAGAGAACUGCACAGGGGGGGAGGGAGCCAAGCUCAAUGGAUAUUCAAACCUUGGAGCUGAAACUUCCAACUGAACUUGCAUUGCAGCUCACUGAGCUUUUUGGACCUGUUGGGGUCAGUCCAGGUGCCUUUUCAUCAGAUGACUGUGCAGUGCAGAUAGACCUGAAUUUGGCCAAACUGCUGCACCAGAAAUGGAAGGAGACUAUCCAAGAGAAGCACAGACAGGCAGCUCUGUCCUAUCAGCUAAUGCAAGAGAGUCCUGUCCACUGGGGUGAAUUGCAGGGAAGCAAAACCAGACUGAGGGACCAAUUAGGUUUGCAUGAAGAAAUUCCUUUUAUGGAUCACUGGAGUGCAUCCUGUGCUCCUGUCUCACUGAGGGACAUCAUGAUCGAAGAGCAGGUGAUGCAAGACAGCAUGGAGAAGUCCAGGUCAAGUCGGAGGGACCUGGAUAAGAAAGACGGUGCAACCAAGCUGAAGGAGAACCAGCUGUUUUCCAUGUUUCCCACCAUAGACCGACAUUUUCUCAGGGACAUCUUCAGAGAUCACAACUACUCUCUGGAGCAGACCGAACAGUUUUUGCAUACUCUGCUUGAUGACGGGCCUGUCAAAAAUGUAGUGGCGCCUGAACCUUCCCCUCAACGUAAUGGUGCGCACAGAACUUCGAGCAAAGAGCGGAGAUGGAAAUCGAGAGAUGAGGUGGUAGAAGCUGCUCAAUUCCAGGAUUCGGAGGAUCCAGAAUAUGAGGACUUCCGUACAGAGGCAACACUGCAGAGACAUCAGCAGAUAGAGUGUUUUAACAAGGCAGCUGAAGCUCAUCGACAAGGACGAAAGGAUGUGGCUAGUUUCUACGCACAACAGGGUCACAUGCAUGGGGACAAGAUGCGUGAAGCGAAUCACAGAGCAGCCAUGCAGAUAUUCCAGAGAGUGAAUGCUUCACUCCUGCCUCAGAAUAUUCUAGAUCUCCAUGGACUGCAUGUGGAUGAGGCCCUUCAUCAUCUUAGUCAGGUUCUCACAGACAAGAAUUUAGAAUUCAGUCAGGGUUUGUGCCAGCCUCAGCUGUCAAUCAUCACAGGAAGAGGCAAUCGCAGCCAAGGGGGAGUGGCACGCCUCAGGCCUGCUGUACUAGACUACCUCAAAAAUCAUCACUACAGUUUUACUGAGCCUAAGACUGGAUUGGUGCUGGUCACACUUCAUAAAGAGCUGCUACAGUGAAGCAUUUAAUUUUAGAUUUCUCACUACACUGUGUCUUCUCUGCAGAUUAAUAGUGCCAGUAAUUAUAUUGUUAUUUUGUCUUUUAACUACAUACACCAUUUUCAUGUCUUUCUGUAAUUGUGCAAGAGUUAAUCCAAGUCAUAAAAAAAUCAAGGUACUACAUAUUUACACAGUGUUUUAUAUUGCAUUGACCUGUGCAUACAUAUUUUUCUUUAUUGAAUGUUUAUUGAUGCUUCCUUAUCCCACUUCCUAAUUGUAAUCACUACAAUUUUACGUAAUGAGAUUUUUUUUGUUUUUGGCCUUUUGUAACUAUAUAUAUAUAAUGGUCUCACAUUUUUCAUAACCGGACCAUAUAGGAGAAAACGUGGGUUGUUAUUCAGGUACUUGUUUGAUAUUUUAUUUUAUUUUUAUUGGACAUUUUUUUUGAUCCAUACUUUUGGUUUAUUAGCGUAACGUCAGUUUUACAAGACCUUGGAUGUUGUGUAUGGAAAUGGGGAUGUCAUAGGAUGGCUUAUUCUCUUCAGUGUUGGUAUAUAUAGAGAUAUGUUAAUAGAGUUUCUGGAAAUAUAAAUGCUGAUCCUCAGUCAGCUUUGCAUUUUAGUUUGAUUGUGAGCAGCUUGGACAGAUCCUCGAUCAGAAUUGAACAUUUUAUGUUGCUAUGCUGUGCUAGUAUUUGACUUUUAGCUCAGCUUUGGUUUUUAUAUUUCUAGUUGAAAAUGUUGAUACCACACAUAUUUUAUAGACAUCUUAAUGCUGCUAUGCAAAUCACAAUUGUUAUGUGUAAGAAUUUGUCCUGAAAAAAUAUUUUUGUGAAAUUGUAUAUUUUGAACCUCAAAAGAUUUUAUAUGUAAAGUUUUGUUUUAUUUUUGUUAGAAAUUAUGGUUGGGAAAAACUGAAGAGAAGAAUAAAGUCUUAAUAUUUACAAUC